Vicugna pacos (alpaca) is the source of this 676-nucleotide messenger RNA. It is a transcript of the gene TPPP2, whose product is annotated as tubulin polymerization promoting protein family member 2. Gene Ontology annotation, cellular component: microtubule. The record is from RefSeq and is a predicted model, not a curated record. Gene Ontology annotation, molecular function: tubulin binding. Gene Ontology annotation, biological process: microtubule polymerization; positive regulation of protein polymerization; microtubule bundle formation. Lineage: Eukaryota; Metazoa; Chordata; Mammalia; Artiodactyla; Camelidae.
CAGUCCUCCCUUCCCCUCCUCCCUCACCCCCAAGUCUCCCCCCCUACUGUCCUCCCCAACCCCGGCUGACCAUGGCAUCAGAAGCAGAAGGAACCUUCCAGCGGUUUGCCAUCUUUGGAGAAUCGUCAAGCAGUGGCACUGAAAUGAACAACAAGAACUUCUCCAAGCUGUGCAAAGACUGUGGCAUCAUGGACGGCAAGACAGUCACCUCCACUGAUGUGGACAUCGUGUUCAGCAAAGUCAAGGCCAAGAAUGCCCGAACCAUCACAUUCCAGCAGUUCCAGGAGGCAAUGAAGGAAUUGGGCCAGAAGCGGUUCAAGGGAAAGAGCCCGGAUGAAGCCCUGGAGAACAUUUAUAGACUCAUGGAGGGCAAGGACCCAGCUACCACCGGUGUUACUAAAGCAACGACAGUGGGAGGGGUGAGCCGGCUGACGGACACCAGCAAGUACACAGGCACCCACAAGGAGCGCUUUGACGAGAGCGGCAAGGGCAAGGGCAUCGCGGGCCGGGAAGACGUGACUGACAGCUCAGGCUAUGUGAGUGGCUACAAGGGUGCUGGCACCUAUGAUAAGAAGGGCAGCCGCUAGGGAGUAGCCUCGUGUGGGCCUGGCAGCCUUGACCCUGCAUCUUUAACACCAGGGAGCUUGGGGAGCAAUAAACAUCUGUGUGUGCAGCA